Fomitopsis serialis is the source of this 801-nucleotide messenger RNA. RefSeq lists its product as uncharacterized. Bases 451 to 801 code for a protein of 116 amino acids. The transcript has 2 exons. The record is from RefSeq and is a predicted model, not a curated record. Lineage: Eukaryota; Fungi; Basidiomycota; Agaricomycetes; Polyporales; Fomitopsidaceae.
CGAGUCGCAGUCCCACGUCGACGCCGACUCUAACGUUCAACGGUCAACGUCAAGACUGCACGGUAGCGUCGAAGGCUCAAAGCUCGCUCACGCAAAAAGAGACGGAGAAGCGAGGGGAACACGGAACUAGGGGAGGUGGACCACGGAAGGGAGAUGCUUCUCAUGAGUGACUCGGGCACUGACAGUGACGGUGAGUCUUCUCCCAUCCGCGCAUGCCCAAGCUUCAGCUUCAAGAUCCAAGUCCCGUCCCCAUCGUUUAAGACGGGCCCUGCUCCCCGUUCGCGCGCCGACUACCCCGGCCUUCGUGGACCUCUGCGGAAAUGAUUCCGUCAUACCCCCUCGCAGCAUCUCCAGCUCGACCUCUGACCAGACGCUCGAUUGAGGCCACGCGCACGUUCUCAUCCUCGUGCAUGGCAGUGCGCUCACGCAGCUCCAGUCGCCAGGCACACCAUGCUCGUCGCGAUGCCCAAAUACAUAGUGCACGUCUUGAAUGAGCGAAAUGACGGGGCCUCGGAAUUGCGGCUGCCACCCUCGCGGAACCGCUCCCAGUCACGCAAUAGGUCCGUGAACGGGUACUUCGCGACGAUCACGGACAACUUACAGGUACGGGUCGAGCUCGGGAUACCCAUGGGUAUACCCGUGCUCGACCCGGUGACGGUAACGAACCCUAGCCCGCAAGAACUCGCCCAGGACAACCCCGCAAGCGACGACCCGACUGCGGAUGCACCCAGCAGGCAAGUACUCACCUAUGAUGACCCCGCCCAGCAAGAGGGCGUCCGAGGACAAGCCCGCCAAGGAUAG